AAGAAUACAUUGAACACUCGAGCAAAUAAAGUGUGUUGAAUCUCUCUUUUAUGUUACUGAUUCAAGGUUUUCUAGCAUUAAAGUUAAUUUUGAACGCAUUUUGUUCACAUUACCCUACUGCACGAUGAUGAUGAUGAUGAUCAGAAACUCCUCCCUCUCACACAACACCAGGAAGAGGUUGAUGAUUUCUCUUCCUAUCAUCCUGACUCAUGUUGGACAAAAAAACGCUUCUAAAGAAGGAUUUUUUUUUCUUUUUGAACCGACAGCAGAUCUUUGUGAUUCUCGUUCAUGAAAUGAAAGUGAAGUUUAGUUUGUUUGAGCUCAUUCUCGUGAUUCUUGAAGCCAUCAUUCAGAAAGUGAAAGUAAAGUUUAGAUUUCUGGAGCUCAGACGCUGAAAAUGGAUUCGCCAGCUGAUUAUGAUUAUAGUUGUCCCGUGUGUCGGGAUGUUUUCAAUGUUCCUGUUAUUUUAUCAUGUAGUCACAGUUUCUGUAAAGAGUGUCUGCAACAGUUCUGGAAAAUCAAGAAGUCUCGGGAGUGUCCGGUUUGUAGGAGUUUUUCAAAAUAUGAACCUACGUCUAAUCUGGCGUUAAAAAACCUGUGCGAGUCGUUCUUGAAGGAGAAUAACGAGAAUCUUUCAUCAGAGUCUGAGGAGCUCUGCAGUUUACACAGUGAGAAACUCAAACUCUUCUGUCUGGAGGACAAACAGCCGGCCUGUUUAGUGUGCAGAGACUCAGAGAAACACAUCAAUCACACAUUCAGACCCAUCGGUGAAGUGGCUUCUUCAUAUAAGGUGGAGCUCAAUCCAGCACUGAACUCCUUACAAGAGAAACUAAAACACAAAGAAAACAUUAAAGGGGAAUUUGAGAGAACGGUUCAACACAUCAAGUCUCAAGCUGAUCACACGGAGCGUCAGAUUAAACAGCAUUUUGAGAAGCUUCAUCAGUUUCUCAGAGAUGAAGAAGCUGCUACAAUAACUGCACUGAGGGAGGAAGAGGAACAGAAGAAACAGAUGAUGAAGAAGGAGCUGGAUGAAAUCAACAGACACAUCUCAGCUCUUUCACAGUCAAUCAAAGACAUGGAGGAGAUGAUGAAUGCCAGUGACGUCUGCUUUCUGAAGAAGUUUCCAGUCUCAAUGGAAAGAGUCCAGAUCUCAUCACAGCCGGAUCCACAGACUCCUUCUGGAGCUCUGAUUCAUGUGCCACGAUACUUGGGCAACCUGCCCUUCAGAGUCUGGAAGAAGAUGCAGGACAUCGUCCAGAACAUUCCUGUGAUUCUGGAUCCAAACACGGCUCAUCCAUGUCUCAUCCUGUCUGAUGACCUGACCAGUCUGAGAUGGAGCUUGACCAGUCAACUAUUUCCAGAUAAUCCAGAGAGAUUCGACGAGUAUGCCUGUGUCCUGGGUUCAGAGGGGUUUAACUCAGGAACACACUGCUGGGAUGUGGAGGUUAAAGAGAGUCUGUACUGGAGUAUUGGAGUAACUACAGCAUCAAACCAAAGAAAGGGACUUGUUUUCUUUAACACUGAGGUCUGGUGGGUCCAGUACGGACUGGAUGAGCGGUUUGGUUUUCCUGUUAAACAGAGGCUGGACAGGGUGAGAGUUGAUCUGGACUAUAACAGAGGAACAUUGUCAUUCUCUGAUCCUGUAACUAACACACAUCUACACACAUUCACAACCAUCUUCACUGACACCGUCUUCCCAUUCUUCUGGUGUAAUGAUUUGAAAAUUGUACCAGUUAACUGAAUAGUCCGAUCCAAGAGCUGUUUGGCAACAUGUUCCUCAAAGUGACUCCACUGGGGGAGAUCUGACGCCAGAUACUUGUGAUGCCCUAUUCUUAAAGAAAUUGUUCAUUUGAGUCAAUCUGCAGUGAGGAACUGGUCAAGCUUGUUUAAAAAAUUCUAACCUUAGAUUCCUGGGUGAUGAUGCAAGGUGCACAGCCAAAGCACCACACAGGACUUGAAAGAGCUGGUUCAAGUAACUGUCAAAGUUUUGACUAGAAUUAUCAAAAGUAUUGGUACCAAGUCAGUACUGGCAUUUUACAAAUGUACCGAGUUAGUUCAGUACCCACUGAAAGGCUGCUGUGCGUUCAGUAUCUCUCUGAGCACUCUGUGAAAAUAAUCCAGUGUUCCUUUUUAUUCGCUUUUUGAAGCAUUGAGCAUUGUAUCCAAUCACGGACAUGUCUGUGGAACGUUUUAACACUUUUGCCAAAGUUAAGUCAGAAUCUGCUCAACAUUGCUCAAAAUGCCAGUUUUUUUUGCUCUACACACCCGUGCAUCCUUUGAUUAUAAAGUAUAAAGACAAUGAAAACAAAAGAUUCAUUGUGCAGUGUAGGUAGCUUCACUUAUUAUAACAGGAGUUUUCUUUCAAGUGCAGAACUCCAUGAUCUUGUGCUCAAAACUGUAGCGAUCGACAGCUUCAGUGGUUAUAAAGGGAGAGCUCUUUACAACCUAUUCACAAUUUGAAUAAAAGAUGUAUUUUAACAUGCUGCCAGGUACACACCCAAAGUAUCAGGAGUGACAAUUGUUUUGAGAGUUAAUCUGAAACUGCAGUGACUGUCAUAGUGAUAACAAUAGCACCAAACGGAAACAAAAGAAUCUGAUUCUGUAUGUCAGAAUAGAUCAGUGCAUCAUAUCUUUCACACUAGCACUUUUGUGCCAGUGUGCACCUGGGUUUGUUUUGUAUAGUAUGAACACUGUUUACUGAACACAGGUGUGCACUCGCAAACUGUAACCAAGUCCAUCUUAAAAGGAUGGUCUUCUAGGGCAUGGUCAAGUGAACUCUGGUAUGGUU
Molecule: messenger RNA, 2788 nt
Organism: Carassius carassius (crucian carp)
Lineage: Eukaryota; Metazoa; Chordata; Actinopteri; Cypriniformes; Cyprinidae
Gene: trim35-3
Product: tripartite motif containing 35-3
Exons: 6
Coding region: 398-1741 (447 amino acids)
Molecular function (GO): protein binding; zinc ion binding
Source: RefSeq, a predicted model, not a curated record